Molecule: messenger RNA, 2809 nt
Organism: Monodelphis domestica (gray short-tailed opossum)
Lineage: Eukaryota; Metazoa; Chordata; Mammalia; Didelphimorphia; Didelphidae
Gene: HDGFL2
Product: HDGF like 2
Molecular function (GO): histone H3K9me2/3 reader activity; histone H3K27me3 reader activity
Source: RefSeq, a predicted model, not a curated record
AUCCGGGGGACGGCAGGCCAAUCGCACGUCUUGAGCCUGGCCGCCGCUUCAGCGGAGCUGUCCGUCGCCCUGCCCCCACGCCUCCCUCCCUCCCUUCCUCCUCCCCCACCCCUCCCUCCUGGGUUCGCCUCCAGCCUCCAGCCUUCUGCCGCCGCUGCCGCCCCGCCGCCGCCCGCGGCCUGGGCCUCUAGGCGGCCUCUCCUCCCUCCCGUCCCAGCCCUCCCCUCCCCACCCCGCCCGGCUUGGCCCGGCCCGGCCCGCCGCCCGCCAUGCCGCACGCCUUCAAGCCCGGGGACCUGGUAUUCGCCAAGAUGAAGGGCUAUCCGCACUGGCCCGCCCGGAUUGAUGAUAUUGCAGAUGGGGCAGUGAAACCCCCCCCAAACAAGUACCCCAUCUUCUUCUUUGGCACUCAUGAAACAGCCUUCCUGGGACCCAAGGACUUGUUCCCCUAUGAGAAAUACAAGGAUAAGUAUGGGAAACCCAACAAGAGAAAAGGUUUCAAUGAAGGCCUAUGGGAGAUUCAGAAUAACCCCCAUGCCAGUUACAGUGCUCCUCCGCCUGUGAGUUCUUCUGAUAGUGAAGUCCCUGAGAAUGAUCCGAUGGCUGGGAGUGAUGCUGAAGAUGAGGCAGGGCUCAUGGCUGUUGCAGCAGUGACAGCGGCCAGUGCCAGUGAGAAGAUGGAAAGUGACGAAGAGUCUGACAAGGGCAGUGAACACAGUGGGAUAAAGCGGAAAGCACCACCAUUAAAAAUGCCAGUGGCUAAACGGGCACGAAAAGCCUCCAGUGACCUAGACCUGGCCAGUGCAACUCCAUCAGAAGAUGAAAACUCAGAAAGCUCAUCAGAAUCAGAAAAAAACAGUGAUCAGGAUUUCACUCCAGAGAAGAAAACUGUUGUCCGGGCCCCACGGAGGGGCCUAGUUGGAGGAAGGAAGAAAAAAGUGAAGGUGGCUUCGGGUUCUGAUUCAGACUCAAAGGCUGAUUCAGAGGAGGCUCACAACAAAUCAGUGGUUGUGACAAAAUCAGACUCAGACUCCGACUCGGACUCCGACUCGGACAUCUCUGUCAAGAAGCCUUCCCGGGGCCGAAAACCAGUUGAGAAGCCUCCCCCCAAACCUCGGGGCAGAAAACCAAAGGUAGAACGUGUUCCCAGCAGCUCUAGCAGUGACAGUGACAGUGACAGUGAAGUGGACCGCAUCAGUGAGUGGAAGCGAAGGGAUGAGGAGCGGCGUCGGGAGCUAGAAGAGAAACGGAAGCGGGAGCAAGAGGAGGAGCUCCGACGACUUCGGGAACAAGAGAAAGAAGAAAAGGAACGGAAAAAAGAAAGGGCAGAGAAGGAGGACACACACCCCAACAGUGAUAGCAGUGAGGCUGAGAUCAAAGAUGAUGAGCCCAUCAAGAAGAGGGGCAAGAAAGGUCGAGGCCGAGCCCCUUCUACCUCUGAUUCAGAGCCAGAACUAGAGAAGGAGGUGAAGAAGCCAACAAAGAAGCCACAGUCUCAAUCCUUAGAGCCAUCAAAGAAACCAAACCAGAAGGAGAAAAGAAGUCGCCCAGAGGAGAAGUCCCGAGCCAAGCCUGUGAAAGUGGAGCGAGCCAGGAAGAAGUCGGAGGUGCUUCCAGAGAGGAGGGUUGAAAAGAAGAAAGAACCAUCUGUGGAAGAGAAGCUACAGAAGUUACACAGUGAAAUCAAGUUUGCCCUGAAGGUUGACAAUCCGGAUGUAAAAAGAUGCCUCAGUGCCCUGGAAGAGCUGGGGAGCCUGCAGGUGACCUCUCAGAUUCUCCAGAAGAACACAGAUGUGGUGGCCACAUUAAAAAAGAUUCGCCGUUAUAAAGCCAACCAAGAAGUGAUGGAGAAAGCAGCAGAAGUCUACACUAAGCUCAAAUCGAGGGUCCUGGGACCAAAGGUUGAAGCAAACCAGAAAGCUAACAAACCUGCACUGGAGAAGGUCAAAGCAGAGGUGGAGAAGAUCGAAGAUCAGUUGGCAGGAGGGGAGGCCCCUAAGGAGAAGACGGAGGAGGAGCCUAGUGCUGAUAUUUCCACUCCUGUGAAUGGUGAGUCUACAACCCAGAAGGGGGAGAGUGGUGAGGACAAAGAACAAGAGGAAGGACAGAAUAUGGGAGAGGGGCAGAGAUGCGGCUCAUCUGAAGACCUGCACAACGACAACAUUCAAGAGGAUCCAGAACUGGACAGGCCAGGGAACGACCGGCAGGACAGGGAGAGGGUUCGGAUGGACUCGGAGUCCCUUGAUGAGGAGAGCUGAGGUCCUGGGGUGUGCUGCCCCCGGCCUCUGCCUAGCCUUGGGUUUGAGCCCCUUCACUAAGUUACACAGUAGAUGAUGUAUAGGUCUUGUCCCCCUCCGGUCCCCAGCCUCUUGUGAAAGCUGAGAACUUUGGGGGAGACACUGUGCUCUUCGGUUGUAUUUGUCCCCUUGGGUUUUUUUUUCCCUCACAUAAUUUCUGUGAUUUCAAAACAAGAUGAAAUGAAUAUAAAGGGUUUUUUAAUGAAAAAAAUUCAUUUUUAUUGGCUUGGUUUUCUGAUGUGGUUGACUGCAGCGGAGCCUGAAGCUGAGAGCUUGGCCAACUUUGGGGCAAGACAAGAGAAGAGGCACUGCCCCCAUUAAUGAGCAGUGAGCAGCAGCUCUGAACCAGCAGUGUUUCCAGCCUGGAGUCGGGCAUGGGUGACUGAAACAGGAAUGGGGACAAGAGCCUGAGCCUAUUAGGCUUGGAUUCCCUGGCUCUGCUCACAGCUGAAAAAGUUCAUCUUUACCAAAAAAGAAGAAAGAAAAUAAAAAUCUAAACUUUCUGGCUCAAA